AUGAAGGGUUCUGAAGCGCAGGGGAAGCAGCCAGUACUUCGGCAAGCGACUUUGUCGUCUUUCUUCAAGAGUUCGAGAAGAUUAGCAGCUGUAAGGCCGGUCCGACAUGCUGCUGUGCAGCAGCCUGACGUACCGCCUGCUAUUAUUGAUCUGGAAAUGAAUGAAAGUUCAUCGAAGAAAUCUACUUUGUUUUGUUCGCAGGGCUCGUUUGACGAGUGUGAUCCAGAUGAGGAGUUUAAGAGACUCGUCAGUGGUCCGAAGUUGAAUACUAUGAAAAAGGCUACAAUUACUAGAGUUCCAUCUUUGCUCAGAUCCAAUUCCUCCGUGAGUUAUUCAUAUGAAAAGGAAACUGUAAGUUCUACUCAAUUAUCAUUUACCAAUGAAGAUGAGAUUCUCAAGGAAAGACCAGCUAAGAGAGGUUCACCACAAUCCUUUCAAGGUCUUAGACUGACUGGGCCAAAGCGAAUCAAACCAUUAUCGCGGAAAUCUUCGAGCUUAGCAAAGGAGCAGGAGAUUAUACGGUUGACGAAGGAGCAAGAAGCCGUGAUGGAAAUGGUACUCAGGAAGAGACUGAACAUAUUCUAUACCGGUUGUGCUGGUACAGGGAAAUCAGUUAUUUUGAAGACUUUGAUUUCGAAACUUGGUGGACUUUACGGAAAGGAGGCUAUCGCUGUUACAGGCUCCACAGGUUUAGCCGCCGCCACAAUCGCUGGGACUACUUUGCAUAAGUGGUCGGGAGUCGGUAUAGGAAAUGGAACUGCCGAGCAGCUUGUUAAGAAGGUGGAAAAGCAGCGUAAUAUGCUCGCGAUUUGGAGAAAUACGAGAGUUCUCAUCAUCGAUGAAGUUUCAAUGAUAGAUGGCCAUUUUUUGGAUAAGUUAGAAUACAUUGCAAGACGAUUGCGUAAGAAUGAUAAACCAUUUGGCGGAAUACAGCUAGUACUAACGGGAGAUUUUUUCCAGUUACCUCCAGUACAAAAGAGAGAUUCGCCUAAGAAUGAUAUGGCAGUGUUUUGUUUCGAAAGCCAAAUGUGGAAAACGUGCAUUCAUCGUACGAUCCUUCUAACCAAAGUGUUUAGACAACAGGAUAACGAGUUAAUCGAUAUGCUAAACGCUAUUAGAUUUGGCGAAGUGACCCCACAAUUGACCCAAACCAUUCGACAACUCAGUAGAACGAUCACUUAUUCAGAUGGGAUUGCUCCCACGGAGCUAUACGCGACAAGAAGGGAAGUAGAGAGUUCCAAUGCACGUCAACUGAGCUCAUUGCCCGGUGAAGCUUACGAAUACCACAGCAUAGAUGCCGCGCCAAAAGAAUAUAUGGCUCUACUAGAUUCAUCAGUGAUGGUGGAGAAACUUGUAACGUUGAAGGUUGACGCUCAGGUAAUGAUGCUUAAGAACAAGCCCGAAUCAGAGUUGUUCAACGGGUCUCUAGGCAAAGUUCUUUUCUUCAUCACAGAACGUCUCGAACGAGUCAUGAAGGAGCACUACAGCGUGACAGAGGAUGAUGUGAUCCUCGACAUGAGGCUCGUCAGCAGAGCCAUUGGCAAACCACUGAUUAUGGAUUCCCAAGAGUUUCUACAAGAUUUCUACGCAAGACCUCUCGCGAGACAAGAAGUGCUACAAACAAUGAUAAAUCAUGCCAAGAAAACCUCUCCAAAAGAAUCAGUUUACCCAUAUGUCAGAUGGAGUCUCGACAACAACAACAGGUUCCAUCACGAGCUAAUGCUGCCCGAACGUUUCCCAGUUGAUCUACCAGGUGCCAAGACUGGUCUUGAACGGAAUCAGCUUCCAUUGAUGCUCUGCUGGGCUCUCUCGAUUCACAAAGCUCAAGGUCAAACAAUACAGAGGCUUAAGGUCGAUCUAAGAAAUAUCUUCGAGGCUGGCCAGGUCUACGUGGCAUUGUCUCGGGCAGUCUCAAAGGACAAGUUACAAGUUCUAAAUUUCAACCCAAAGAGAAUUCGGGCAAACGACAAAGUCAAAGGAUUUUACAAGGCUCUUGAAGUCCUCUCAUAA
Molecule: messenger RNA, 2010 nt
Organism: Torulaspora delbrueckii
Lineage: Eukaryota; Fungi; Ascomycota; Saccharomycetes; Saccharomycetales; Saccharomycetaceae
Gene: RRM3
Product: DNA helicase
Exons: 1
Coding region: 1-2010 (669 amino acids)
Biological process (GO): DNA replication; telomere maintenance; DNA repair
Cellular component (GO): replication fork
Molecular function (GO): ATP hydrolysis activity; DNA helicase activity
Source: RefSeq, a predicted model, not a curated record